Molecule: messenger RNA, 1740 nt
Organism: Trametes versicolor FP-101664 SS1
Lineage: Eukaryota; Fungi; Basidiomycota; Agaricomycetes; Polyporales; Polyporaceae
Exons: 9
Coding region: 1-1740 (579 amino acids)
Biological process (GO): transmembrane transport
Cellular component (GO): plasma membrane
Molecular function (GO): transmembrane transporter activity
Source: RefSeq, a predicted model, not a curated record
AUGACUAAAGCAGCUGUCGAUGCACCUGUGCUUCAGGACGUGGAGAAAAAUGGUGUCUCCAGCCGCGCGAGUUCGUUCGCCCAGCAAGACUGGCACCACUCGUACAAAUGGUCGAGGAAACUAUUGCAGUGGGGACUAGAGGCCAGAGGUAUCACCCCCGUGCCCCUCGAAGAAAGAGUGGACACACAGCACAAUAAGAUAUUCUUCAUCUGGCUAUCGGCCAAUUUCAACAUUCUCUCUUUCUCUGCAGGCACGCUGGGUCCAGUCGUGUUUGGUUUGGGCCUUAGAGAGUCUUGCUUGGUCAUUCUCUUCUUCAACCUGCUAUGCAGUGCACUCCCGGCAUAUCUUUCUACCUGGGGACCAAAACUCGGUCUACGCCAAAUGUGCCAGGCCCGAUACAGCUUUGGUUACUACGGUGUAAUCAUACCAAGUUUCUUCAACCUGUGUUCAAUGUUGGGCUUCUGUAUCCUGAACUGCAUCCUCGGGGGACAAACAUUGGCGAGCAUAUCCAACGGCCAUCUAAGCUGGAGCGUCGGCAUCGUGGUGAUCGCACUUAUAUCGUUAUUCGUCUCGUUUUGCGGUUACAGUGUUGACUUGGUAGGCACCCUUUGCAGCUCAGAGUGGAAUGUGCUGCUCAAUUCUGACAACAGGUAUGAACGCCUUGCCUGGCUCCCGGUUCUCGUCGUUUACCUCGUCGCCCUGGGAGUCGAAGGCAAAUACCUCCGAAACCCACCACCGUCGGAGCCGGCAACUGCAGCAGCAGUUUUGUCGUUUGCAUCCACGAUUGCGGGCUUUGUGGUCACGUUCAGCACUCUGGCCUCGGACUUCACGAUCUACCUGAACCCGUCUGUGCCCAGCUGGAGGAUAUUCCUCUACUCGUACAUGGGCUUCAACAUCCCCAUCAUCCUCAUUCAGUGCCUCGGCGCAGCAGUUGCCGUCUCAGUCCCUUUCGUACCCGAAUGGGAGGCGGGCUACGCGAACGGGAACGUAGGCGGGCUCAUCGCAGCCAUGCUCCGGCCCACGGGCAACUUCGGGAAGUUCCUCACCGUGCUCAUGGCCCUGAGCGUGACCGCGAACAUCGCGCCCACGCUCUACUCCUUCUCCCUCAGCUUCCACGUGUUCGUGCCCCCGCUCGCCGUCGUCCCCCGCUACAUGUUCUCCCUCCUCGCAACCGCGGUCCUGAUCCCGGUCUCGGUCGCCGGCGCACACAAGUUCUACGACACGCUCACCAACUUCCUCGGGCUCAUCUCGUACUGGGCCAGCGCGUUCGGUGCGAUCGUGCUCGUCGAGCACCUCCUGUUCCGCCGUGGCGCCUUCGCCGCCUACGAUCUGCGCGACUGGCGGGAUGCGCGCCGGCUCCCGCCGGGGCUUGCGGCGCUCGGUGCGUGCGCGCUCGCGUGCGCGUUCAUCGUGCCGUCGAUCGACCAGGUCUGGUUCGUCGGGCCGUUUGCAAAGCGCGCGGGCGAUAUCGGGUUCGAAGUCGCGUUCGCCGCAGCGGGCGUGUUUUAUGUGCCCCUGCGGUACGUGGAGCUGAGGUUCAGGCCGAUGGUGUACUGCGGAGGGUGGGAGCGAGGGGCUGAGGGAACGCGGGAUGCGACACCUGGCCUUAGGGUGUGCACAUGCGUUAAAAUUGGCAGCCAGAACGAAGCAAUAGCAACGAGUCUGCGCGGCACAUCUAUUGGAAGAGCUGCCCCUGUGCAUAUGGGCCUGUUUGUACGGCCCUCUGUGGCAGUACGGUGA